Messenger RNA from Fonsecaea pedrosoi CBS 271.37, 2787 nucleotides. RefSeq names its product molybdenum cofactor biosynthesis protein A. Lineage: Eukaryota; Fungi; Ascomycota; Eurotiomycetes; Chaetothyriales; Herpotrichiellaceae. The transcript has 2 exons. Gene Ontology annotation, biological process: Mo-molybdopterin cofactor biosynthetic process. The record is from RefSeq and is a predicted model, not a curated record. The coding region runs from base 1 to 2787 and encodes 928 amino acids. Gene Ontology annotation, molecular function: cyclic pyranopterin monophosphate synthase activity; GTP 3',8'-cyclase activity; 4 iron, 4 sulfur cluster binding.
AUGGCUGAAGCCAGCUUCAAACAGAUGAUUGCCACUCUAUUGCGCCAAACAAGGCCACAAACUUUUCGCCACUCGAAGCCUCCUCGGUAUCCUCAGCGCCCGUUGUCCACCGCUACGAACAUCCAACCCCAGCGACCUGCAGCAGCAGAUCCGCGAUGGCAGGCACAUACACUCCAGGACCAGAGCCCUUCCGCGCCUCAGAACGAGCGGCCACGACUCGAAGGCUUACGAAACGAGUCCGAACCACGACCUUUCUCGUCCUUUCUGACCGACAACUACUCGCGCCAGCAUAACUAUCUGCGCAUAUCAAUCACCGAACGAUGCAAUUUACGAUGUCUUUAUUGCAUGCCCGAGGAAGGUGUUCCGCUUUCUCCUUCCGCGCAGUUACUCACAACCCCCGAAAUUGUAUAUCUCUCGGAAUUGUUUGUUAAACAGGGCGUUGACAAGAUUCGACUGACCGGGGGUGAACCUACGGUUCGAAAAGAUAUUGUGGAUCUCAUGCAUCAGAUUGGGAAAUUGAGGGGCGAUGGUCUGAAAGAAUUGUGUAUAACAACAAAUGGCAUAUCUUUACAUCGAAAACUCGAUUCCAUGGUUGAAUCCGGACUGACUGGGGUCAAUUUGAGCUUGGAUACACUCGAUCCUUACCAGUUCACCAUCAUGACGCGGAGAAAUGGACACGAUGCAGUCAUGAAAUCUAUCAAUCGCAUACUUGAAAUGAACAAAAUGGGAGCAGCCAUCAAACUUAAGAUCAAUUGUGUGGUAAUGCGGGGUUUGAAUGAGCGGGAGAUUCUACCAUUUGUGGAACUUGGCAGGAACCAAGAUCUCGAGGUGCGAUUUAUCGAGUACAUGCCAUUUGACGGUAACAAAUGGUCGGAGAAAAAGAUGUUAGGCUUCAGGGAAAUGUUAGCUCUUAUCCGCCAAAAGUAUCCCAAUGUCGAAAAGGUACGAGAUCAUAAGAACGACACGAGCAAGACAUACAAAGUCCCAGGUUUUGCUGGUCGAAUCGGGUUUAUCACGUCCAUGACGCACAACUUCUGCGGCACUUGCAAUCGACUUCGAAUUACCUCCGAUGGCAAUCUGAAGGUUUGCCUCUUUGGAAAUGCCGAAGUCUCUCUACGGGAUAUUCUACGCGAAUCCAAUCACGGCAACCCGAUUGACGCCGAAGCCAUGGAGGCUAUUCGACAGCUCGAGCUAAAUCACCGCCAGCGACUGUCUGCGACUGGAGAGCCAGGGAUGUCUGAACAGGAAGCAAAGUUGCUCAAUGUCAUUGGCAUGGCGGUGAAGCGCAAGAAGGAGAAGCAUGCUGGGAUUGGCGAGCUGGAGAACAUGAAAAACAGACCAAUGAUUCUUAUCGAUGACGCUCCUCUCAAACAAUCUAUGUCUCCUUCGCCGCCUCGGACAUGCCUCCCCAGCUAUGGUAACGCCAUGAAUAUCUUCCACCAAUCCUCGCUUCCGAUGCAUCUGCUGCACCAACCUACACCUUCCCUGUCGUGGUCUCAAGUUCGCUGCCUUUCUUCGCUAUCUUCGACAAACCCUGCUGGGCUCAGAAGGUUCAGUGUCUCAACCUCGCUGGCCGGAUUGAGGCAUAAGCCCUUCCGCUAUGUUCAUGGCCAGUCCUUGUACCGACGUGUCCCAACAAAGAAGCCGGAAAAUAUUCCUGCAAAUUCCUUUCGUAGUUGGGACGAGAGCCGACAACGAUCCUUACAGGGGAAAGCCUCGAGAGCAAGGUAUAGAGCGCAAUCGUACGGCCAGUAUCUGAUUCGAGAUAUCAUGAAGCGCGUGUAUCACCACCAGAGCCCUCACAACGGACGCAGUAGUAGAAGCUCACCAAGUUGGUGGACUGAAAAUGAACAAUCAAAACAGUCUGUUGAAGGGGAACAAGCAGAGUCCCAAACAGGAGCCAGCGCGGACGCGACCCUCACUCACCUAACUGCUGAUGGCGAAGCGCACAUGGUUUCUAUCGCAAACAAGAAACCAACGUCUCGCUCCGCGACAGCAACAACUCUGCUGCUUUUCUCCCACUACGGGACCUACGGGGUGCUGUUUGCAUCGCGGCUACGAAAAGGCGACGCGCUGGCCGUGGCUCGGAUAGCGGGCAUCCAGGCUGCGAAGAAGACAUCGGAUCUCAUCCCUCUUGCUCAUCCGGGUCUCAAUAUCACGGGUGCCACAGUCCGCUUGGAACCAUUUAUGACAGACAAGCUGCCGUAUCCUCUAUCAGAAGGGAAAGGAGAUGUCGGGAUUCCCAGCGAUAUGGACCGGCUCUUCGGUGGCGUACUCGUGACAGCCACGGUGGCCUGCGAGGGUAAAACCGGGGUCGAAAUGGAGGCCAUCACCGCGGCGUCUAUGGCAGGGCUGACCAUGUACGACAUGCUCAAGGGCGUGGACAAGGAAAUGGUCCUUACAGCGACACGAGUCACGGCCAAGAGUGGCGGCAAGUCAGGCGACUGGGAAUGGGACUACAAACUCGGCAGACGCAUUUCCCUCUCUGCCUCCCUAGAAACAGGCAGCAACGGCAUCCCAAUCGACGUGGCAGGCCAACAAACCGAGCAAGGCGUGGUGGAACAGGACCGCCUCCUCAAGCAGCAGAGGACGCAGCAGGCCGUCAGCCAGCGACGCGAAGAGAGCUCCACGCGGGGACAGAUUUCCGCCGAAGACCUGGCUGACUGGAGAACAAGGAGGUUGAGGAAACUGCACGCCACCAGAAAGUCCGACGCCACGGGUCCAGCCACGGCCGGGCAAGGACAAGGACAAGGACAAGUACAGGUACUGACAAGGACUGAGACCUAG